Messenger RNA from Stomoxys calcitrans (stable fly), 1150 nucleotides. RefSeq lists its product as uncharacterized. Gene Ontology annotation, biological process: regulation of synaptic transmission, cholinergic; positive regulation of voltage-gated potassium channel activity; sleep. NCBI's taxonomy places the organism in Eukaryota, Metazoa, Arthropoda, Insecta, Diptera, Muscidae. The record is from RefSeq and is a predicted model, not a curated record.
CCGAUGAAACUCCCAAUGCUCCCCUGCAAUGUUGGCACUGCAGCUCAGAUACCGCUGGAGCUGAAAACUUUUGCGGCGAAGAAUUUAGUGAGGAUAGCAUACCCUGGGAUUUGAUGAAGGAACGCAAUCUAAGUGCUAUGCGUUCUUGCAGCAGCACCAUCAAAUCGGAACAUGAGAGACCUGUGUGUCGCAAAACCAUUGAAGAAAUCAAUGGCAAGACGGUGGUGAAACGUUUCUGUUACUACACCAACAAAUCGGACACCCUAAAUCACUGCAUGGAUGACCCCACGGAGAAAAAUGUUCGCCGGGUGUUCUGUGAAGAUUGUCUCACAGAAAAAUGUAAUGGCGCCACUAUGAUGGGCGGCAAUGUCCUGACAUCGUUGUUUGCAGCCCUGGCAGCAGUAAUAGCUGUGUUUAUUGGCCAAAAAAUUUAAAUGCCCCUAAAAAAGGUCGUUGAAUAUUCAGCAUAUUUCGCAAGUGUUAAGCAAAGUUAAAAAGAGAACAACCAACAAAAGAAAUCCACCCUCCCUCCCUCCCUCCCUUAUUCCCUUUUUUCCUAACUUUCGUUUUGAAGAUUAAGCCUAAAUGUGUUUUGGUUAAGAAAUUUCAAAAGAUUACAUUUUCCUUGAACAACUUAUGGACAAUUUUUGUUUUUUUUUUUUUUUCAAUUAUUUUUAUUCAUUUUGUGAUAUUUAAAUUUUUUUUUUGUUAUGGUUUUACAUUUAAAUAAAAAGAUUUAAAAUUAAGUAUAGCCUUAAGUACAUGUUUUUUAUAAAAUCUAUAUUCGAUUUAGUUUUUCUAAAGAGGCCAAUCAUAAAUUCAUAUUUUAUAAGCAAAAAAAACCUUCCAAACACACAUAUGGACACCAACACACACUCAAAAACACUCUAACACCCCAACACCCAUGCAACAACAAAAGAGAGUACCCAGAGCAAGGUGCUGACACAUACAACAGACAUUCAAUAUUUGGUGUAUUUCCCUUUCCCCCGACAGCAGUGUAUUGUCAAAACAAAUUUACCUAAAUGUAGCUUAGUCUCUGUAAUUUCAUUUAACUUAGCUCUCGAAACUCAAAUUAUGGUUAAUUUUUACAUUUUGUAAUCAUUAAAUUUUAAUUUACUGUGAUGUUAUCAUUAAUUGUAUUUUUUUUUUU